This is a messenger RNA of Pelobates fuscus (common spadefoot toad), 1347 nucleotides long. RefSeq names its product serine/threonine-protein kinase SBK1-like. Gene Ontology annotation, biological process: peptidyl-serine phosphorylation; peptidyl-threonine phosphorylation. NCBI's taxonomy places the organism in Eukaryota, Metazoa, Chordata, Amphibia, Anura, Pelobatidae. Gene Ontology annotation, molecular function: protein serine/threonine kinase activity; ATP binding. The record is from RefSeq and is a predicted model, not a curated record. The transcript has 7 exons. Bases 1 to 1347 code for a protein of 448 amino acids.
AUGGCAGCCAGUGGAUCCAACGUGGAGCUGCUCCUGGAAGCUCAAGUAAAGGCUUUGAUAAAAAGCAGGCUGUCCCAAAGUAGCUUCCUCAUGGAGUUCAGUCUGUCCUUCUUACAUGACAAUAUCAUUGGGAGUUAUGGCCUGGCUUUUGAAACCCAAGAGCUUUAUGUCUGCUCAGGAGCCCUCACCGAUUGGGGAUCUACUGUCGCCGAUUCCGACAUCAAUACAAGAGGGAAAGCUAAAGAUGUGUUGAUGUACAUGGACGAGAUUUUGAAAUCUGAAAUUCCGCACAAGGCUAGGAGAAAGGAGCAAGCUGAACCAGGCAGGAAACCAAGGGUGGAAACACCUCUCUCAAUCUACACCAGGAUGAACAGAGUCCCACCCAGAGCAUGGUGUAAUAACAUAAUGGCCGCUACAAUCAUGGAUGUCACUAAGGAGACAGCAAAGGAUCUUCUGAAGCUGGUGGGAGAGACAUCUCAGACCAUGACGAGGAUGUCUGUAAUGGAUCACUUGGACCCAAUUAAAGAACUGGGCAAAGGUUCUUAUGGGAAGGUUCUCCUUGCCAAUCACAGGCGUUCAGGACAGCUGGUGGCCUUGAAAAUGCUGGUGAAGGAGAAGACUUUAGCAGAUAAUUUCCUCUUGGAAUAUAGUAUCUGCGUCUACCUUGGGAUUCAUCCCCAUAUCGUUACCACCUUUAGAAUGGCCUUCGAAACACCAAGCAACUAUGUGUUUGUUCAGGAGGUUGCACCAGCUGGGACACUACAUUCCAUCAUAACACCAAAAGGUGAGGUUGGUUUACAAGAGGACAUUGUGAAGCGCUGCAUUCUUCAGCUGACGAGUGCCUUGGAGUUCAUCCACUACAAGGGACUGGUCCAUCGGGACAUCAAGCUGAAUAAUAUUCUGCUCAUGGACCAUGAAUGCCAUUGCAUCAAACUUGCAGACUUUGGACUCACCCGACUCCAGGGAACCUAUGUACCAGGAAUGUCCUGGAUCAUUCCCUACAUGGCUCCUGAACUCUGCCUUGUUGCAGACAGUGAGCCGAUAUUAUUGCACCCUAGCCUUGAUGUUUGGGCAUUUGGAGUCCUGGUGUAUGUGAUGCUCACUGGCUGUUUCCCAUGGAAGGAGGCUUUACCAAGGGACCAACAAUAUUUGCAGUUUGUUCACUGGCAGGUAUUUAAAGACACUGUGCCAAUACCAGCCGAGUGGAGGUUGGUUACCACUGAAUCCCAGCAUUUCUUCAGACUAAUGUUGGCCAUUGAUGCUACUGACAGAUGUUCUGUAUCACACAUUGUGGAAUAUAUUCACUGGCCAUGGAAAGCCGAUAUCCCCCAUAAGGACAUUACAUGA